AUGGCUACAUCUAUGCGUUCAUACGGGGUGAUAGAGGCAGAUUCUCGGUGCUUGUUCAUGAUCAACGCACAACCAGGUGAGCGUCUGCAUCUCGAUCAACUAAUCGGCAUUAACAUCUCUCCAAUUCAAGCACUAAUGAUCCAAGAGGGUGAUGAAGACUUGUGGUGCUUGUUGACUGAUGAUGGACCUGUUUAUUCAACUUUCUGGAUGGAAGUGACAACGAAUCGUGGAUCCAUUGCCAGUGGUAGAUUCGUGGAUGGAUCACAAGAGUUCAAUGAUGAAGAGACUAUGGAGAUCGCAAAGAUUGUAGUUGAGUAUGACAAGUACUCGAGGUAUCUUAAAAGGAUUUCUGAACUUCCAGUCGCGAUUACAGGAAAGAAUAAAGAGGAUGGAUCAGAAGAAGGAGAAGGAGAGAUUUGUGCAGUUUGUCAAAGAAGAAUAUGA
Molecule: messenger RNA, 444 nt
Organism: Lactuca virosa
Lineage: Eukaryota; Viridiplantae; Streptophyta; Magnoliopsida; Asterales; Asteraceae
Source: the annotation of a GenBank genome assembly